This is a messenger RNA of Coccinella septempunctata (seven-spotted ladybird), 2764 nucleotides long. RefSeq names its product solute carrier family 66 member 2. The transcript is spliced from 5 exons. The record is from RefSeq and is a predicted model, not a curated record. Bases 113 to 934 code for a protein of 273 amino acids. Gene Ontology annotation, cellular component: endosome; trans-Golgi network. Lineage: Eukaryota; Metazoa; Arthropoda; Insecta; Coleoptera; Coccinellidae. Gene Ontology annotation, biological process: phospholipid translocation; retrograde transport, endosome to Golgi.
GUUAGACUAAUUUUGACGUCUAGGUUGAUUAUGGAUGGGAGAAGAACCGAGCCAAGUCUUAAAGUAUGAAUUGAGUUCUUAGGGUGAAAAGUUGUGCCUAAGCAAAAUAAAGAUGGAUUGGGUUAUAUCUGAUGAAUUAUCAUUAACUGUGGGUCAUGUAGUUGGUUGGGUUAGUGCGGGAGCAAUAAUUGUGGGAGGUGUCGUUCCCUAUAUUCCGCAAUACAGGCAAAUUAAAAGAACUCAAGAUACAGAGGGGUUUUCAUUACUAGUAUGUUUGGCCCUCCUCAUAGCAAAUACACUAAGGAUAAUGUUUUGGUUUGGAAAACAUUUUGAGUAUCCUUUACUCAUACAGAGUGUUAUAAUGAAUUUAGCAAUGUUUUCAAUGAUUCACCUAUGUGUUAGGGUGAGAAACAGGAAUCAGUUGGUGCAAGCAAGGCAGCGAAUAUUCACAGCCAAACCAGGGGAAGUAGCUCGUUUCAUGCAGCUACAGACUAAAGCGCCAAGAACAUCUCGAACUAUUUGUGAUUUGGAGCUGCGGCAUUUUUGGAAUUGGUCCGACUUCCAAUCGUACAUAGAUUGCAUGCUGGUGUUCACCAUCUUGAUUUCGGUCUUGAUGUAUUUUCUCAUCGACCAUUUGGUCUUCGUUGAGGCCAUUGGAUUCCUCGCGGUGUUCACUGAGGCCAUGCUGGGCACGCCUCAACUGAUGAAGAACUUUAACAAUAAAUCUACGGAAGGGAUGAGCGUCGGCAUGGUCGUAAUGUGGACGUUCGGCGACGUAUUCAAAACCCUAUACUUCAUCUUACGUGACGCACCGAUACAAUUCUGCAUAUGCGGCACGAUUCAGGUAUCCGUCGACAUCCUGAUCCUUCUCCAGGUGUUCUUCUACCGCCACAACUCGGAUCCCUUAAGAACGGGCCACAAUCGUGGCGAUUGAGUAGUCAUCAUCUGGACACACGAGAACGCGCUGAAGAAGGACUCAAAGGACGAAACGGCCGUCGUAAAAAACAACAGACACAGCGUGAUAUCGAUCGAGAACUGCGCCAGCGACGACAAGGACGCUGACGACUCCUCCAAAGAGAACUCCGCCAGCUACCUCGAGGACCAGCUCGAAGACGGCACCAACUCAGCCUGUUCAGGAGCCAGUCCUACCAAAGAUCAUCCUCACGUGGUCGACGUCGUGGUUCACCAGCAGCUGGAUCGUGUGUCCAAGUCGGAUAAAAAAUGCGGUAGUGCUAAUCCAGAAUCUAAUCAUUGUGAUAAUGUAAAUAAGCCGGAUGAAAACGGCGACUGUUUAAACUUUAAGUUAAGGGUAAACCGGAAGACUUUUUCCUGCAGGAGGAAUUCUAGACCAAAUGCAAAAUUGUCACUACACAGGCGUACGUUAUGACGUUUAGGGUAGAGGGGCAGAUAAGAAUAAGUAUUUUUCAUGUUAUAGGUGCCUGCAAUAUGCCCACGAGUGAUGUCUCGGAAAUUAGUAAAAUUUCCUCAACGAGGUACCUGAAAAGGUAGCUUUAUUACCUGCAAUUUAUUAUACACUUUUCAUACUUCACGAAAUGGAGUUACCCUUACUGUUGAUUGGUUUCAAUAAUCAGUUUUCUUCCAAUUAGCUACUGGAAGUUUUAAUUAAACUUUGCAUGGUUGCUGCAGAGAACAAAGUACCUUCCUCCAAAUAUGCUGAAAAAAAUUUCAAUAACUGGCAUACACUUUGCCGAACUCCUAGUCAAAUUUUGAUUACCAUGUAUACUUCAAAAGAGUUCAAUAAUUGGCGAAAAAACAAAAUACUCAUUCAGUUCGUUGUGUAAAUAUUAAUCACAAACGAUAAAAAACUCCAUAAUUUUGUUAUUUGCGUCAUCCUUCUCUCGCGUUUAAUUAGCUCAUAGUUCAGAUGCAGAGUAUGAUACAUGUUUUUGUUUUAUUCUUUAUGAGUGGAAUACAAGGAUGAAUUUCGUGUUUGAUUCAACAGGAUAUUAUCUCAAGACUGGUACUCGUGGGCGAAAAUUUUCCAGUUCAUUGUUUAUUGUGAAGGAAAUAUUAGAAUUCUCAAUUGUACAGGGUUUCCAAAUAUUUAUCCCUACCCAUAAUUUUUUGGUAAUGCCUCUAGUUAUCAUAGAGUAUAAAAAAGCCUUCAUAUUAAACAUUAUUUAGGUUAAGAGAGUUGAGAAAACAAAUAAAUAUGUAGAUGAUUUUAAAUCCAUAUAUUAUAUAUUUUCUACUAGAACAUCACAGAUCUUUAUGUGAGCGAGUAUAUUUGAUUAGAUUUCAAAAGUUUAUAUCGAUUUAUUUAUGUACAUAAGUAUAUAUAUUUAUUUAUUGCGGUUACUAAUACGUGUAAAGAAUUGAAUCAGUUUUUUCUUAUAUAUUUGCAUUCCAAAUGGGGAAUUUAUCUAAGUGAACUUACUGAUGUCGAUUGAUUUUAACUUCAUUUUAUAUUCAUUUCCUUAAUUUUAUAUAUUUGUUGAAUGAUCAAACCUAGGUACAAAGACUUAUCUUCGAAGAAUAACGCAACAUGAUUACAUUUUUCAUUGAUGCCUGUUGUUUAUUUGAUUUGCCAGUGUUCACAUAAUUUCUGACAACAAUGACAUUUUAGUAGAUAUAAUAAUGAGUUGUUAUUGAUCCUUUCUUCAUUCAAGCGAGGCAGCUCUAUACAGGGCCAUUUGUUAGUGAUUUUAUUCCACAUUAUAUUGGUGUGAAGAUAUUGUGAUUUUAAUUUUAGAAUCAUAUUGGUGCCAUAUUAUUUUUUAUGUAGAUAUUUAUGUACAUAAUU